This is a messenger RNA of Eruca vesicaria subsp. sativa (arugula), 1547 nucleotides long. NCBI's taxonomy places the organism in Eukaryota, Viridiplantae, Streptophyta, Magnoliopsida, Brassicales, Brassicaceae. The record is from the annotation of a GenBank genome assembly.
CUUUUGUCUCUUUUUCUUCUCUCUCUUGGUGGCUGCUUCUUAUAGAAGUAGAACCCUUUUUGGCUACUGUCCCCUUCUCAUUUCGUGUUACUUGAUCGUGGGUUCCCUGAAAUAACCGAUCUUUCUUUCUGGGUUUCUGCAAUUUCCGAUUUUCUGAUCAUGGCGAUCGUUGAGAACACCGGAGCCGGUACAGAUGUUGGUGCGAUCUCCCCAUCGCCGCCGUCUUCAGUCACCAGCCAAGGAUCAGGAGUCUCUGCCAACGACGAUCAGGUUGAAAAUGUAGUCCACGGUGAGAUCGGAUCCCACGCGGUAAGAUCCGACGGUGGAGAGAGCUUCAAGCGCGAGAUGAGAGAGCUCAAUGAGCUUUUAACUAAGCUUAACCCCAUGGCUGAAGAGUUUGUUCCUCCCUCACUGACUAAGCAAGGAGGUAACGGCUUCAACGGUAGUUUCUUCACUGUCGCUGACUCUUUCCUUGGUGCAGCCGGAUAUUUCCCCGUCAACGAAGACGGCGGUUUCCGACGGAAGAAGUCGUUCGGACCACAAGGGAAACGGAGGAUGAAUCCUCGGACAAGUAUGGCUCAGCGUGAAGACGUCAUUAGAAGAACUGUCUAUGUGUCUGAUAUUGACCAACAGGUCACUGAGGAGCAGCUUGCUCGUUUGUUCAUCGGCUUUGGACAGGUUGUUGACUGUCGCAUUUGCGGUGACCCAAACUCAGUACUUAGGUUUGCUUUCAUCGAGUUCACUGAUGAAUUGGGUGCAAGAACUGCGCUGAAUCUGUCGGGGACGAUGCUGGGAUUCUAUCCUGUGAAGGUUACGCCGUCUAAGACUGCUAUUGCACCGGUUAACCCGACAUUCUUGCCAAGGACCGAAGAUGAGCGUGAGAAGUGUGCCAGAACUAUCUACUGCACUAACAUUGACAAGAAUGUCACUCAAACGGACAUAAAACUGUUUUUUGAGGCUGUAUGUGGAGAGGUACACCGUCUGAGGCUUCUUGGAGAUUAUCAUCAUCCUACUAGAAUCGGUUUCGUGGAGUUUUUCAUGGCUGGAAGUGCAAUAGCUGCUCUCAAUUGCAGUGGCAUGCUUCUUGGUUCUUUACCAAUAAGGGUGAGUCCCUCAAAGACACCAGUUCGUUCCCGCUCUGUCCCGCGACAACAAAUGCAUUGACAGUAGCUGCUACAAGUUUUAUACAUAUCUCUGCUCUCAUCGGCAUGUAAAGGUGUUUGUCUGAAUAUCAAACGUCUUUUGUUUCCCCCUAUGUAAUGCUCCUUGGAAGCUUGAUGAUGCGCUUCUGUUGCUUUGGUAUCGUUUGGGGCGUAGGGAGUUUUAAAUUCGGUUUGGGUUUUAACUUUUAGAGAAAAAAAGUCACAUAGAGCAGAAGAGAGAAACACUUGAGAGUGAGAGGCUUUUGAAGAUUGUCUCUGUUUAAUGGGAGUUCUUAGUCAUUUGUACUAUUGCACCUGGACAUCUUAGAAACCUGCUUUUGUUCGUAAAUGUUUAUGACUGGAUCGUCUUCUUUUGUUCGAGCAAUAUCUUAAACUCAAACGUUU